AUGAUCCGAGAUCAGAAAUCACCAUCAGAUAAUGCAGCUGCUCUGUCUCGAGGAAUUUCAAAACAUACGGUUGCCAAUUCUCCAGCUGCUGGCAUGAUGCGGUUGUUUUCCCAACUUGCGAUCCGCUCUAUUGUGAGCUUAUCGAUCUUCUCCGGUGCCAUCGCAUCUACUACAUCUACAUCUACAUCUACUGCCGAUCCCGUUGCCCAAAAUGCAAACCACAUCUUCAACGUGAUUUACGACUCCAUGCGCCAAUGGGGUUCAUCCCUUCAUCACAAUGGUGUUUCUUUCUUCCUCGCGACAGUUCCCGCCGGGACUCAGUUAUACCACGGUACCUCGAACCCGGGCACGGUGACGGGCAUGGAAUGGCUCGCCUUUGAACCAGAGCAUGCCAUGGUCUUUGCUCGACCGCAUCGAGGCCCUCCUCCGCCUCCACCAGAUGAUGACAACAACGACGACGGAAGUGACGAGGAGCAGGAGAACCGACGCCACGAAGAAUUGCGUCGUCGGUAUGGUCAAGGGCUCCCGCCAUCUGGAAAAUCCGACGAGAGCGAGUCGGGAUAUCUUCACACCUAUGCUGCCGCUAAGGAUCUUCGACUCGUCUAUAUCGACGGCAUGUCCGCCGGCAAAACAAAGAAGGGAACUCUAGACUCGCAAGAUUACGUCUUGUUCAACGGUACUAUCGAGGGAUUCUCCCAGGACAAGAAGCCAGGCCGCGGUCCUGGCGGUCCCCCCGGCGAGAAAGACCGCGCGAUCAAGGCAUGCGAAAUGGCACAGAAUGAGUGGGAAGGCCAGAUUGAUGGUGUUCUCCGCAUGGAAGCUGGUUUCGAAAUUAUUCUCUGUUCGUUCGAGCGUGACUUGACUCCCGUCCGGACCACGCAGAAGGCGGCAAGCGCAAAGAUUCCCCUGAAACCCCAUGGUCGUCCUGGCGGUGACAAGGAGAGAAAGGGCCAUGGACCUGGUGGUGGACCGGGACCGGACUCUUCGAGGUGGAUGCGCGCGGUUACUGCUCGAUAUGAUAGUAUUGGUGGAAAUCGGGUGUCGUUGAACUACGACCAUUUCGUCACAGCCUACUCAUACGAUUUCAACCUGUUCGCUAAUGAAUCUGCCUUGCCUCGUCUGGCACAUCUUUCAUCCACGGAGCGAGCGGCCAUUCGCGAUGAAUUGACCAGUCUGAUCUUGAGCAACGACACCAAGGAAUCCUCAUGGAACUGGCAAGCCACUGCUGACAUGAUCGUUACGCGCUACUCAGACGAACUGUCUUAUCUGGCAUCUGAGAAGUUUGUGGAUAUCAAGGCAUUCCGUGACCACAUUGAAAUGCUUCUAUCACCAUUCAUCGAUUACAGCGAGCGAAAUACCUCCGACGAGGCCGAGAGAUGUGCCACGCAAUUCUUGCCGUUCCAAACCCAAAAGGAACAGAAUUUGCCAGCGCGCGCUGUGCACCAUGUUGCGCAUAGUGUCUGCUUGGCGUUGCUUGAGGCUGGAAAUGAGGAGAAGCUUAGCCUUGCGCAAAACAGAGUCCAUGUCUUGGUUGAUUAUCUAGAUUGGACAAGUUGGAAAGAGUGCCGCGGUUGUGAAGAUAACGAGAUCUGCGUAAUACCGAUCUGGCCUAUGGGUACCGUAUCUGAUUACAACAACCCCAAGUGCAGAGAUGCGUCUAAACCAUACGAGGGAGAUGACGGUGAGGGUUAUUGGGGUGGGAUGCAUGGAUGA
This is a messenger RNA of Penicillium cosmopolitanum, 1713 nucleotides long. RefSeq lists its product as uncharacterized. The record is from RefSeq and is a predicted model, not a curated record. NCBI's taxonomy places the organism in Eukaryota, Fungi, Ascomycota, Eurotiomycetes, Eurotiales, Aspergillaceae. The transcript is spliced from 2 exons. Bases 1 to 1713 code for a protein of 570 amino acids.